Messenger RNA from Lepidothrix coronata (blue-crowned manakin), 717 nucleotides. RefSeq lists its product as uncharacterized. The record is from RefSeq and is a predicted model, not a curated record. NCBI's taxonomy places the organism in Eukaryota, Metazoa, Chordata, Aves, Passeriformes, Pipridae. The transcript is spliced from 6 exons. Gene Ontology annotation, cellular component: membrane. The coding region runs from base 1 to 717 and encodes 238 amino acids. Gene Ontology annotation, molecular function: phosphotransferase activity, for other substituted phosphate groups. Gene Ontology annotation, biological process: phospholipid biosynthetic process.
AUGGGCACCCAGAGACACCCAGACACCACAGGGGUGGGCACCUACAGGUGCCCCCAGGCCCCGGUGUGGCCCCCUCGGGUGCCCCCGGGCCGGGUGCCCGUGCCCGUGUCCCUCCCGUCGCUCCGCAACCGCCACCACCGGCGCGUGACCGAGAACAAAGAGCCCUUUGAGCGGCAACCCCGCCGUGUUUUCCAGGCCACCAAAAAGCUGGUGCUGAGCGAGCGGGAGGGGCGGGAGCGGGCGCUGGAAUUCCUGAGGAAAAACGCCGCCAACGGGCUCUCCGUGGCCAACCUGCUGGCAGGGCUCUCCUCCAUCCUCUGCAGCGUCAACAGGCAGUACCAGCUCUCCUGCUGGCUGCUCCUGCUGGGAUUCCUGCUGGAUUUGGCCGACGGGGCCGUGGCCCGGCAGCUCAACGCCUGCUCGGCACUGGGUGCCAAGCUGGAUGACUUUGCGGAUUUUACCACCUUCGGGCUGGGCACGGCCCUGCUGCUGCAGCCCCAGGGGGUGCUGGGGGGGCUGCUGGCCCUCGCCUACGUCCUGGCCGUGUUCGCCCGGCUCUGCUUCUUCUCCAGCGGGAGGAAGGGGGAAGCAGGAUUUGAUCCCAAGCCUCUGGAAAGCCGGAGGCUGCCGGAGGGUGUGGGAGGAGGAAGGAAGCGAAGGUCGGACCUGGAGCUGGAGAAACACUUGGGAUCCCCUGGGAGGAUCCAGCAGCUGUGA